This is a messenger RNA of Rubroshorea leprosula, 1667 nucleotides long. Lineage: Eukaryota; Viridiplantae; Streptophyta; Magnoliopsida; Malvales; Dipterocarpaceae. The record is from the annotation of a GenBank genome assembly.
CAGAUUUUCUUUGUACAUAGCUAGCUUCAAUAACUCUUAGAUAUGGCUUCCGUCGCGGUUCGAAACCCUAACUCUAGGCGCCUCUUCUCAGCCUCUUCCCCGAUUUACUGCUGUGCUCGGAGUUCCAUCUCCUCCCACUUCUCAGUCGCCGAUUCUCUCUCCGCAAAUGAGUCGACUUUUACUCCCACUAACCCCUGGUGGAGAUCCAUGGCCACCUUCACUCGCACAAAGCCUCAUGUGAAUGUGGGUACAAUUGGGCAUGUUGAUCAUGGAAAGACGACCUUAACUGCAGCAAUUACGAAGGUACUGGCAGAAGAGGGAAAAGCUAAGGCUGUUGCUUUCGAUGAAAUUGACAAGGCCCCUGAAGAGAAAAAGAGAGGAAUUACAAUUGCAACGGCUCAUGUGGAGUAUGAGACAGCUAAGCGCCAUUACGCUCAUGUAGACUGCCCUGGACAUGCAGAUUAUGUUAAAAACAUGAUUACUGGAGCAGCCCAAAUGGAUGGUGGUAUCCUGGUGGUAUCUGCAUCUGAUGGACCCAUGCCACAGACAAAGGAGCACAUUCUGCUUGCACGCCAGGUUGGAGUGCCAUCACUUGUAUGUUUCCUGAACAAAGUCGAUACUGUAACUGAUCCGGAGCUUCUGGAACUUGUGGAAAUGGAGCUGCGUGAGCUUCUUAGCUUCUACAAGUUCCCUGGGGAUGAAAUACCAAUUGUUAGGGGAUCAGCUUUGUCCGCUUUAGAAGGUACCAAUGAUGAAAUAGGCAGACAGGCAAUUAUAAAGCUAAUGGAGGCUGUGGAUCAAUAUAUUCCUGACCCAGUGCGGCAGCUUGACAAGCCCUUCCUAAUGCCAAUUGAAGAUGUUUUCUCAAUUCAGGGGCGUGGAACUGUUGCAACUGGUCGUGUUGAGCAGGGGACCAUUAAAGUUGGUGAGGAAGUUGAGGUUUUGGGGUUAAUGCAGGGUGUACCUUUGAAAACUACAGUUACUGGUGUGGAAAUGUUCAAGAAAAUCUUGGACCAAGGACAAGCUGGUGACAAUGUUGGACUACUUCUCCGAGGCCUAAAGCGAGAUGAUAUACAGCGUGGAAUGGUAAUUGCCAAGCCUGGGUCUUUGAAGACAUAUAAGAAGUUCGAGGCAGAAAUUUAUGUCCUCACAAAGGAGGAAGGUGGGCGACAUACAGCAUUUGCCUCAAACUACAUGCCCCAGUUUUAUAUGAGAACUGCAGAUAUCACUGGAAAAGUUGAAUUGCCUGAAAAUGUAAAGAUGGUCAUGCCUGGGGAUAAUGUUACUGCAACUUUUGAGUUGAUCCAACCGGUGCCUCUUGAAGCGGGUCAAAGAUUUGCCUUGAGGGAGGGAGGUAGAACGGUUGGUGCUGGUGUGGUAUCAAAAGUAGUUAGCUGAGAAGCUGCAAUUCUCUAUCUCUUGUUAUUGCUUAAAGGACCAGAAAUAGAGAGUUUCUUUCAUCCUGCAGUUUGUGCCAUGUUUGUUGAGGAACUAUUAUAGAGAUUGUUGGUAUGAGAAGCUUAUCUUCAGCAUUUGCUUACAUUUUCUUUUCUAACAUUUUUAGUCACAGUUAAAACAGUUUUUUUUUUUUUAAUCAUUUAUUAACUGAGAAUAAUAGUUUCUGUUGAACAGUCGCCAAGUGGAUAUGCCACAUCAUAACCAGUAAU